AUGUACAGUGGCUACAACGAGUCCCUGCUAAUCCUCAACGGCGUUGUGAAUGACCCGGCCUGCAAAGGAACCGUGGACACAAGUGUAACACCGCCCGUCUUGAGGUUUGAAUUGAACCUCACCAACUCUUGCGAAAGCACGUUCAGGACGGACAGCGCUCCAGGCACAGGCGUGUUCUCGGACUUCUCCAACAUCCAGACAGUCAACAUCAGUGGUGUUGUCCGAUCAAACGACCCCACCAUAGGGACAGUCAGUUACAAUGUCGACCUGAGGUACUUUUACUCCUGUGCCUAUCCCUUAGAAUACCUGAUCAACAACAACCAGAUAAACACAUCUGGGUCUUCCAUUGCAGUGAGGGACACAAAUGGGAGUUUCCUCAGCACGUUGAGCCUGGAACUCUUCAGUGAUCCUAACUACACUACGCCCAUGAUCAUUCCGAGACUUGGUAUUGAGCUUAAAACCAAAAUCUUUGCUCAAGUCAGGGCAAUAAACUUGACCACCCAGUACCACGUGUUGCUGGACAGAUGCUACGCGUCCAUGUCUCCUCUGCCCGCUAACUCCACCUUCUAUAACCUGUUCGUCUCUUGCUCACAGGAUUUAAUGACCACCAUUUAUGAGAACGGAGACAGUCAGCACGCCCGCUUCUCGUUCACUGCCUUCCGCUUCAAGGAGCAGCAGAAUGAGAUAUUGUCGACCUACUACCUGCACUGCGUUACCCGUCUCUGUGAGAAGAGCACCUGCAGUGCGUUUAAGCAGUGUAGACGCAGGAGAAGUGUUGACCCGGCCACCAAUGCUGGAACGACAGAUGUCCAAACCAUCACCUCCCCUCCUAUAACCACUAAAUUAGAAGGCUUUGGAGAAUCGCAACUCACUCACCAGAAAAACGUUAACUCUUUUGGUCUUUGGGGGGUGGUGGGUUUCCUGUCCUUCCUAUGCCUCGUCGCAGUUGUCACGGCAGGUGUCUUCUGCAGGAUGCUCAACCGUAAGAAGACUGGGAAAACUGCUCCCGACGCGAGCUGGUAA
Esox lucius (northern pike) is the source of this 1023-nucleotide messenger RNA. RefSeq names its product zona pellucida-like domain-containing protein 1. The coding region runs from base 1 to 1023 and encodes 340 amino acids. The transcript has a single exon. Gene Ontology annotation, cellular component: cell surface. The record is from RefSeq and is a predicted model, not a curated record. NCBI's taxonomy places the organism in Eukaryota, Metazoa, Chordata, Actinopteri, Esociformes, Esocidae.